AUGUCAUAUUGCGGCAAAGGAGUCUUCACAAACAGAAAAGGCAUGUUCGCACCACCAUUGAGCGGUGUUCGGGUCCUGGAGUUUGCCGGACUGGCACCAGGACCCUACGCUGGAAUGCUCCUCGCCGACUACGGCGCAGACGUGCUUCGCGUCGACCGUGCCCACCCCAAAGCAUUCACAGACGAUCCCCCUCCACCGACGAACGAUGCCUUAACCAGACACAAGAGCUCCAUAACAGUGAACACGAAGACGGAGGCAGGCAUUGCUCUCCUCAAACAUAUAAUCGCCAAAGUAGACGUCGUGAUCGAUCCCUUCCGGCCAGGCGUGCUCGAAAAUAUGGGCCUGGGUCCCGAACAGGUACUACUCCGGCUGAACCCGCGACUGAUCGUUGCAAGAAUGACAGGGUUCCGGCGCGAUGGCAAGUACAAAGACAUGGCAGGCCACGAUAUCAACUACAUUGCAGUAUCGGGUGUGCUGGGGACAUUCGGUAGAGAAGGCGAGAAGCCAUAUCCACCAGCAAACAUUGUUGGAGAUUUUGCGGGCGGAGGCGCAGUAUGCUUUAUGGGCAUCAUGUUGGCUCUGUAUCAGCGAGAUACCAAGACGGGUAUGGGACAAGUGGUAGAGGCAAACAUGGUUGAUGGCUCCGCACAUCUGGCGACAAUGCCACGACUCGCGGCCAAGACACCAAUGUGGAAUGGUGCUCGUGGUACGAACACGCUGGAUGGUGGUGCGCCUUACUAUGGCACGUACGAGACCAAGGAUGGAAAGUAUGUGGCAGUCGGUGCGCUCGAGCCUCAGUUCUACGCUGCUCUGCUCAAAGGAUUAGAGAUCAAUGUUGAGAAGGACCAGUGGCCUAAUAACAGGGAGGAAAAGAAGACCUGGAAGUUUCAGCAAGAAGCGUUCACAAAGCUAUUCAAGCAGAAGACUCGAGCGGACUGGGAGAAGAUCUUCGACGGCACCGAUGCAUGCGUGACACCUGUUCUGGAGCAGAGGGAGUUGGAAAAAGCCGGCUUCGACCAGAGACCGAUCGUCACGCUUAAAGGCUCUCCUGGUCUGGCUCUUGCCGAAGGCGACGCCGACACACGUCCUCCGGCAACUGGUCAAGGCAUGGGCGUUCAAGGCGAGGGCUGGACCCCGGCAGGCCUCAGACCUGGAGAAGGCGGCGAGGAGGUGCUUGGGAAAUGGAUGGGCUGGAUCAAGGGGCGACACUAUAAGGUCCAUGAGGGAGGAUGCGAAGCGCUCGAAGUCCCAAGGUCAAGACCGAGAAUGUAG
Molecule: messenger RNA, 1272 nt
Organism: Fulvia fulva
Lineage: Eukaryota; Fungi; Ascomycota; Dothideomycetes; Mycosphaerellales; Mycosphaerellaceae
Product: Isopenicillin N epimerase component 2
Exons: 2
Coding region: 1-1272 (423 amino acids)
Molecular function (GO): catalytic activity
Source: RefSeq, a predicted model, not a curated record